Medicago truncatula (barrel medic) is the source of this 1624-nucleotide messenger RNA. RefSeq names its product UDP-glycosyltransferase 74G1. Gene Ontology annotation, molecular function: quercetin 3-O-glucosyltransferase activity; quercetin 7-O-glucosyltransferase activity. The record is from RefSeq and is a predicted model, not a curated record. Bases 4 to 1464 code for a protein of 486 amino acids. NCBI's taxonomy places the organism in Eukaryota, Viridiplantae, Streptophyta, Magnoliopsida, Fabales, Fabaceae. The transcript is spliced from 2 exons.
AAUAUGCACAAUAUAAUGCCUUAUAGUUACCACAAGUUCAACACUUCAAGCCCUAAUCUUCUCACCCCACAAGAGUUUGUGAAACAAAUGGAGAAUAAAACCAUAUCCACCAAGAGUGUUCAUUGUUUGGUGUUGCCAUUUCCAGCACAUGGUCACACUAAUCCAAUGUUAGAAUUCUCCAAGCUUUUACAACAACAAGAAGGAGUCAAAGUAACACUUGUCACCACCAUUUCCAACUACAAAAACAUACCUAAAUUGCCAAAUAAUUCCAUUACGAUUGAGACCAUUUCUGAUGGUUUUGACAAAGGUGGAGUUGCUGAAGCAAAGGAUUUUAAAUUGUAUUUGAAUAAAUUUUGGCAAGUUGGUCCACAAUCUCUUGCUCAUCUUAUUAACAACCUUAAUGCUAGAAACGACCAUGUUGAUUGUCUUAUUUAUGAUUCAUUCAUGCCUUGGUGCUUAGAUGUUGCAAAGGAAUUUGGAAUUGUUGGUGCUUCUUUUCUAACACAAAAUCUUGUUAUGAAUAGUAUAUACUAUCAUGUUCAUUUGGGAAAGUUGAAACCUCCCUUUGUUGAACAAGAGAUUACUCUUCCUGCACUUCCUCAAUUACAACCUAGGGACAUGCCUUCUUUCUACUUUACCUAUGAACAAGAUCCAACUUUUCUUGAUAUAGGAGUGGCCCAAUUCUCUAAUAUUCACAAAGCUGAUUGGAUCCUUUGCAAUUCCUUCUUUGAGCUAGAGAAAGAGGUGGCUGAUUGGACAAUGAAGAUUUGGUCCAACUUUAGGACCGUAGGGCCUUGCCUACCGUAUACAUUUUUAGAUAAGCGAGUUAAAGAUGAUGAAGAUCAUAGUAUUGCACAAUUAAAAAGCGACGAAAGUAUAGAAUGGCUAAAUAAUAAGCCAAAAAGGUCUGCUGUUUAUGUUUCAUUUGGGAGUAUGGCAUCACUCAAUGAGGAACAAAUAGAGGAAGUAGCACAUUGUUUGAAAGAUUGUGGAAGUUACUUCUUAUGGGUAGUGAAAACAUCUGAAGAGACUAAGCUCCCAAAAGACUUUGAAAAGAAAUCAGAGAAUGGCUUAGUUGUGGCAUGGUGCCCCCAGUUAGAGGUUCUAGCUCAUGAAGCAAUAGGGUGUUUUGUAACACAUUGUGGUUGGAAUUCCACAUUGGAAGCUUUGAGUAUAGGAGUCCCAAUUGUAGCAAUACCACUUUACUCAGACCAAGGCAUUGAUGCAAAGUUUCUUGUAGAUAUUUGGAAAGUGGGAAUUAGACCUUUAGUUGAUGAGAAACAAAUAGUGAGAAAAGAUCCAUUGAAGGAUUGUAUAUGUGAAAUAAUGAGUAUGAGUGAAAAAGGCAAAGAGAUUAUGAAUAAUGUCAUGCAAUGGAAGACUUUGGCUACAAGAGCGGUUGGUAAAGAUGGAAGUUCUCAUAAAAACAUGAUAGAAUUUGUGAAUAGCUUGUUCCAAGUUUAAACAUUGAUCAGCUGAAUUUUUUCUUAUUUAUACUAGUAUAAUUUUUUACAUAAAGUUGUUUACUUUAAAUUAAAUAACAUUAUUUUUUUGGUAUAUAUUUUGCAACAUCAUAGAUAUGGUUGUGGACAUUUGAUAUAUAAGGUGCUGGUUCAAACCUGAA